Molecule: messenger RNA, 1426 nt
Organism: Aspergillus caelatus
Lineage: Eukaryota; Fungi; Ascomycota; Eurotiomycetes; Eurotiales; Aspergillaceae
Product: pyridoxal 5'-phosphate synthase subunit PdxS
Exons: 3
Coding region: 205-1137 (310 amino acids)
Biological process (GO): amino acid metabolic process; pyridoxal 5'-phosphate biosynthetic process; pyridoxine biosynthetic process
Molecular function (GO): amine-lyase activity
Source: RefSeq, a predicted model, not a curated record
CGCGCCCUAUGUUGACAGUGGUUGUCUUCUCGGCGGCGAUUGCCUUCGCUGUGUUUGAGUCACCAUUCUUUCACUUAAAUAUCCUGGCUCGGCUUCCUUCUUCUUUCCUCCCUUGUUCUUAAGACUAUCCUUCCCGCCUCUCUCUCUCUCUCUCUCUUUCUCUGUGUGUCCUAACUCGUUCAAUUCGGACAACCCUCUCUCACAAUGGCUUCUCAGCAGAACGGAACCAACGGGGCUUCUGCCUCUAACGACUUCACCGUCAAGGCCGGUCUGGCCCAGAUGUUGAAGGGUGGUGUGAUCAUGGACGUUGUCAAUGCGGAGCAGGCUCGCAUUGCCGAAGAGGCCGGUGCUGCCGCCGUCAUGGCCCUCGAGCGUGUCCCCGCCGAUAUCAGAGCCCAGGGUGGCGUGGCCCGCAUGUCUGACCCCAGCAUGAUCAAGGAGAUCAUGGAGGCCGUUACCAUCCCUGUUAUGGCCAAGGCCCGUAUUGGACACUUCGUUGAAUGCCAGAUCCUCGAAGCCAUUGGCAUUGACUACAUUGAUGAAUCCGAAGUCCUCACCCCUGCCGACGACAUCUACCACGUUACCAAGCACAACUUCAAGGCUCCAUUCGUCUGUGGUUGCCGCAACCUCGGCGAGGCUCUCCGCCGUAUCUCCGAGGGUGCUGCUAUGAUCCGCACUAAGGGUGAGGCCGGUACCGGCGACGUCGUGGAAGCCGUUAAGCACAUGCGCACUGUUAACGCUCAGAUUGCUCGUGCCCGUGCCAUCCUCCAGUCCUCUCCUGACUACGAGCCCGAGCUCCGCGCCUUCGCUCGUGAGCUCGAGGUUCCGUACGAGCUCCUGCGUGAGACUGCCGAGAAGGGCCGUCUCCCUGUCGUCAACUUUGCUGCUGGUGGUGUUGCCACCCCCGCUGAUGCCGCACUCAUGAUGCAGCUGGGCUGCGAUGGUGUGUUCGUCGGUUCCGGUAUCUUCAAGUCUGGCGAUGCGAAGAAGCGCGCCAAGGCUAUUGUCCAGGCUGUGACUCACUACAAGGACCCCAAGGUUCUCGCUGAGGUCAGCGAGGGUCUGGGUGAGGCCAUGGUUGGAAUCAAUGUGUCUCAGAUGGCUGAGAGCGACAAGUUGGCUAAGAGGGGCUGGUAGAUAUACCCCAUUUGCUGUUUCGUUCAUUUGCGGGCGUUAGAAAAAGUCGAUAUAAUGUCUUCUUAAGACUGUGUUCUUCCCCUGUUGUUUUCACCCGUCCGGACAUAAAGGAGGGAAGAUGUACUGUACAUUGUCGAUUACGAGCUAUGAGCAUAUGAAAGCAUUGUCACAUGGUCUCUUUAGGAAGUUUGUUGAUAGGACGACGGCGAUAACCAAAACACUAUUAAUAAUGGUUUUCAAGUGUACAUGAUACUACAACGUAUUAGAUAUCAUGGCAACAGGUCUUGCG